AUGUCCCAGUCAAUUGAUCGUCAGGCGUGGAGCACAGAAAGUAAUAGUGCAGACGAAUUGCAAAAUGGGGGGACUCAAUCGCUGCCACUGCCGUCGCACUCAUCUACCCUGUUGAAUUUGCAGAACUCCUCAACUCAGAUCAAUCCUCAGUCAAGACGGCUGCGUUUAAUGGGAUUUGCUCGCGCUACUCGAGAUCACUACAUGCCAAAGAUAUCAUCCGUGGCUCAAUUGGCUUCCACUGGCGUUUCGAGAUCUACUCCAAUUGAGUAUGACGAGUUGGGGCUGCCUUUGACCUUCCCGAAUGGGACUGUUCUUACACUCUUUCCCUCAUUCACACGCCCAGUUAGCGCGGAUGACUCCCCGACAAAACAAGACGGCUAUAUGGUCAGCGUGCGUGGCUGGAUGUGGUGUCCUGGCUUGAUGUCCAGGAAAAAUCGACUCGUUCUAUCAUUAGCUAAACAAUUGACCAAAGGCGGUGGCGAGGAGUUGUCGCAAACUGCAAUUGAAAAAUUGAGCCGAGAUACAGCGUCUCUUCUGGAGGCAGAAUCAACAUCAGACACAGAUUCAUUUUCUUCCUCAUCAUUCCGAGAACCCAGUCAUUCCAGCUCGAGCUCAAUCGAUAAUCUCAUCAAAGAAAGACUAAGUUCUUUUAUUGCAACGUCAAUUGCAAAGGCAAGCCUCCAUUUGGUGGUUGGUUCUGAGGACUCAGCUAUGGCUGACAGCUUGGUAAAAGCACAAUUAUUCACUGAUGGUAGAGGUCAUUUCGAAAAGGAACUAUUUGUUCCUUAUAAACCCUCGAUAGUUCAAGUGAAUGCAACCGUAGAUGAAUCGGUUUACGCAUUUCAGGAAGUAACAAUAGUUUCACCUGCUGGAUUUGGAAUCAUCAGUGAUAUUGAUGACACCGUCAAACAUACUGGAGUGAUUGGUGACAAACGAGAGUUAAUGAGCAGGCUUCUUACAGGGCAAAUAAGUACUUGGAACAUCCCAGCAGUUGUCAAAUGGUACCAAGAGAUGCUUGCAAUGUCAAGCGCGACAUUUCAUUACGUCUCCAAUUCGCCUUGGCAACUCUACAACAUAAUUCACCAAUACUUCGAGUCUGUAUGUUUGCCUCCUGGCCUGAUCCAUUUGAAGCAGUAUUCUGGCAAUAUCAUAGCUUCAUUGAGGGAGCCCUCGUCUUCACGAAAAAGAAACACCUUAGUCAAAAUCUUACGUGAUUUUCCGCAAAAAAAGUUUCUUUGCAUUGGAGAUUCCGGGGAGCAUGAUUUCGAGGCAUAUGUAGAUCUUGCAAAAUCCCACCCAGGCCGGAUUUUGCUGAUAUACAUACGUGCUAUCCCGGGUUCUUUCUCGCUAAUCGAUGAUCGGGCAAUUCUCACAAAACUCCAAUGGAUGACUUCUGAAUGGAAACGGCGCGAAGCAUCCAAGGCUUCGGUGAAAAAAUCCACUUCCGACGCAGAUCUUAUCGACCUUGACCUGGAUAAUAAGUCUCAAGUCUCAAUUUCCAGAUCGCAGAAAUUGCCGCCACUUGUUCCCAAGAAGCCAAUUGCAUUGAGAUCACAAAGUGUGAAAACUCCUCCUCCAAUCCCUGAACGGAUAAGUCGACCCAUGAGCAAUCCUCAAUUGAGUUCCAGAAAUACUCUGUGUGAACCUGAAGAGGAACAGACGGAUGAACGACCACCCACCCCUCCUCCAAGACCUACGAAAUUCGCACAGGUAGAUUUUGAGCCUGUAAAUAAUGAAUUCAGGAAUUUCAACACUCUUUUUGGGGUCAGAGAUGACUUCGAGUUGGAGGAGGUUGACGAGUUGGGAGCUCUUUGGAUCGAAAAGCUCAGUAUAGCAUUGCACGAACUUGAAAACACAGGAACAACAGUCGAGUUUUUCGAAGAUGGAGAUGAGGAAUUUUUCAAAUCGUCCUUGGAGAGUUUGAGUUCAGGAUCGAAAGUUUAA
Australozyma saopauloensis is the source of this 1944-nucleotide messenger RNA. Its product is annotated as phosphatidate phosphatase. The record is from RefSeq and is a predicted model, not a curated record. Gene Ontology annotation, cellular component: actin cortical patch. Gene Ontology annotation, molecular function: phosphatidate phosphatase activity. Bases 1 to 1944 code for a protein of 647 amino acids. The transcript has a single exon. Lineage: Eukaryota; Fungi; Ascomycota; Pichiomycetes; Serinales; Metschnikowiaceae.